UUGCCCUGUACACUUUCCCUUCAGAGUGUUACAGCUUCUGCAUCGGCAAAAAUGCCAAACAUCUAACGUGAAUUGCAUUUAAUCGCAAUCGGCAAAAGGGAUGACCCACGUGUGCCAUAAAAUGGGAGCAUUUGGUGUUUCCAUCCUCCGCCGGUGGACCUUCCCUGUCCCUUUUCUUGCGACCACCUUAAACCUUAAGAGCUCUGUGUGUGCUUCUCACCUCCAUGAUCAGAGCUGGAAAAACAAGAGGGGAGUUAGCACGGAGGCAGCCAUGAGCCAGCCUAUUCAGGAUUUGAGCGAGCCUGAAAAAAGACUGUUGAAUAAACUUUACAAAGGAUUGAUUAGUGGACAACGGGCAUCUUUGGCUGAGUCAAUCACGCUGGUGGAGACCCAGCACCCCAGGAAGAAAGAGCUGGCCCAGGUGCUUUUGCAAAGGGUACUUGCCUAUAGAAGGGAGCAGGAAAAGUGCAACGGAGGGAAGCCGGUGGCCUUCAGAGUAGGUCUUUCUGGUCCACCGGGAGCUGGGAAGUCUUCAUUCAUUGAGGUGGUGGGCAAGAUGUUGACAAGUCAGGGGCAUAAAGUAUCGGUGCUGGCUGUUGACCCUUCCUCCUGCACUACAGGAGGGUCCUUAAUGGGUGAUAAGACUCGUAUGACUGAGCUUUCCCGGGACAUGAGUGCUUUCAUUAGGCCAUCUCCCACGUCUGGCACUCUAGGUGGGGUCACAAGAACCACCAACGAGGCCAUAGUUCUCUGCGAGGGGGCUGGAUAUGAUAUAGUCCUUGUAGAGACUGUGGGUGUGGGCCAGUCAGAGUUUGCAGUGGCUGACAUGGUGGACUUGUUUGUGUUACUGAUCCCACCAGCAGGGGGCGAUGAACUCCAGGGCAUCAAGAGGGGCAUCAUUGAGAAGGCUGACCUGGUGGUGGUGACCAAGUCGGACGGGGACCUCGUGGUGCCAGCUAGGAGAAUACAGACUGAAUACACUAGCGCACUCAAACUCCUCCGGAAAAAGUCCAAGUCCUGGAACCCCAAGGUGGUACGCGUGUCCUCCCAGACUGGCGAAGGCAUCCCCGAGCUCUGGGCUAAGAUGGAAUCGUACCAGGACACCAUGCUGGCCAGCGGCGAGCUGCAGGGCCGGCGAAGGGCCCAGCAGAAGGUUUGGAUGUGGAGCUUGAUCCAGGAGAAUGUGCUCUGCCACUUCCAAAACCACCCAGCUGUACGAGAAGAGCUACCACUCUUAGAGGACAGGGUUACCAGGGGAGCCAUCUCCCCAGGCCUGGCUGCUGACCUACUCCUCAAAGCAUUUACCUCCUCCUCCUCUUCCUACUCCUCCUCCUCAUAGUCAGAAAUGGCACUGCUGUAUCAGAGGGAGUGAUUAAACCAGCGGCUGAUGUUGUAACACGUCUUGUCAUUACGGGCAAAGUGAUAAUAAAAUGAUUCAGGUUCUGUUGUUCAGCCAGAUGGAAGCAGCAUCAGCUUUAAUCCACACUUCAUCCUUAUUCAAAGGAUAUUACUGUGUUUUUUUAACCACCCGGGUUUUAUUUUUGUAGUUUUUGCCAUCACGGCUAUCGAUUAUGAUAUCCUUUAACUCACUGGUUUCAUUGUGGAGAUUUUCGAUAUGGGACCUCCACAACAGCAUCUUACGGGGCGACAGAACACGAGCGCCAGUGCGUGUUUUAAAAAGUUCAA
Lampris incognitus (smalleye Pacific opah) is the source of this 1686-nucleotide messenger RNA. RefSeq names its product metabolism of cobalamin associated A (gene mmaa). Gene Ontology annotation, cellular component: cytoplasm. NCBI's taxonomy places the organism in Eukaryota, Metazoa, Chordata, Actinopteri, Lampriformes, Lampridae. Gene Ontology annotation, molecular function: GTP binding; GTPase activity. Bases 101 to 1339 code for a protein of 412 amino acids. The transcript has 7 exons. The record is from RefSeq and is a predicted model, not a curated record.